Molecule: messenger RNA, 439 nt
Organism: Acanthoscelides obtectus
Lineage: Eukaryota; Metazoa; Arthropoda; Insecta; Coleoptera; Chrysomelidae
Source: the annotation of a GenBank genome assembly
GAAUUAUUCACUGCAAGGACAGACAUUAAUGAUCUAGUUUGACUGACCCGAUAUAAGCGUAUAAAAAAUUAUCUGUCAGGUCUCCUUUUAAAAAAUCACACUGUAUGAGGAUUCUGUGACACCUAUCUGUCAGCCAGCAUAACAAACUGAAGUUUUACGUCAAGAGAAGAAAAAUUUCAGUUAAACAUCAAGUGAAACAGAGGAUAUGCAGAAGUAUCAACCACUAACGAAACUCCUCUCUGUGGAAACGUUGCAAAAGGGAUUCGUCUGUAUUUGCGCGGCAGCUACACUGUUCAGCAUCUCGAGUAUGCGGAUGACACUUGCAGCUGCGAAACCACUCUAUGGAAGGCAGAGGGUCAACCAGGAGGGGAGCACCGAGGAAGUAGUCGAUCUUGUGCCAUUCUUAUAUACUUGAAUGUGAUGGAAAACUAAUACAGGA